CUUCAAAGUAAAGAACCUUCAGAAAAUGAUAAUGAUAUAACUAAUUAUGUCAAUAGUAAUAACAAACAUGAUACACACUUUUCUGAUGAUCAAGAAAUUAAUUUAAAUGAUGCUGAAAAUGAAGAUUAUAAUAGUGAAGACAGAAUGGAAGAUUAUUUAAAAAGAAUCAAUGCUGAAAAUACUGAUGGUGAUGAUGAUA
Molecule: messenger RNA, 199 nt
Organism: Funneliformis caledonium
Lineage: Eukaryota; Fungi; Glomeromycota; Glomeromycetes; Glomerales; Glomeraceae
Source: the annotation of a GenBank genome assembly